This is a messenger RNA of Ilex paraguariensis (yerba mate), 2396 nucleotides long. The record is from the annotation of a GenBank genome assembly. Lineage: Eukaryota; Viridiplantae; Streptophyta; Magnoliopsida; Aquifoliales; Aquifoliaceae.
CCUCUCCCAUCACCACAGUUGUCCUCCUCCUCCUCCUCCUCCACCACCACCACCACCACCGUGACCGUCCUCUUCCUAAUACUCCUUCCACUCUUCACCAACCCAACAACUGCUUGUUCAAGACCACCAUCCACCGCCAAAAUCUCAUGUCCUCCAUUCACUUCCACCCCCCCCUUCCCAUUCUCCUCCACACCCGGUUGUGGCCAUCCAUCUUUCCAAAUCCAAUGCACAUUACCAUACUCAACCAUGUCCAUCAACAAUAUCUCUUUCUCUCUCCUCCACUAUGACCCCAAGUCAACCUCACUUCUCCUCUCACCCACAACCACCUCCGCCACCGCCUCCGCCACCGCCGCCGCCGCCGCCGCCACCUCUGACCACAAUUGCACUUCUUCACUGUUCCUCUCCAUCCCAAACAGAUCUAUUAGUCUCUCUGGCUCUCCAUUUCGAGUCUCUGACUCUUCCUGUUCUCGCCUCUCAGUCCUCAAACCUUGCCCACCUCCAAACCUCCCGAACUGCAGUCGCUGUUCAUGGGAUUGCAAGCUUAUCAAGAACCCUCUUCAGCUUCUUAAUGAAUGUGGAUCUAAUCAUCGUCAAGUCUCUGAACAAGGUUGCCAAGGAGAUAUUCUUGGGUUUCUACACAAUUUCUUGAAAUGGGGCAUUGAAGUUGAAUGGGACGAAGAAGAAGACUCAUUUUUCUCCAGUUGCAAGCAAUGCCAAGCCAGCAAUGGGAUUUGUGGGUUCAAUUCCUCCGAACCCACCAAGCCAUUUGUAUGUUUUCCAACCCAAACUCGAAUCUCCCCUCCACGGAUUCAUCAACUAAGCCCAAAUAGCAUCGCUGUUUUGUCUAUAAUUUUUCUCUCCAUUUGUAUGUCGGUUGUUAUAUCUAUUGCUACAGUUAUAUUUCUCUACAGAAGAAACUCAUUACCUCCGGAAGAAGACCCCACCAUUGUUUUCCUCCACCGCCACCGUUCAGCUAGUCUCCUCCCACCAGAGUUCACCUACGAAGAACUCGAUUCAUCCACCAAUCAUUUCGAUCCCAAACGCAAGAUCGGCGACGGUGGAUUUGGUUCUGUCUACUUGGGUCAGGUUUACGAUGGCCGAAUAGUCGCCGUCAAAUACCUGCACAAACACCACCCCACCACCGCCGCCGGUGCCAAGGCCUUCUCCACAAAGUCUUUCUGUAACGAAAUCUUGAUUCUAUCUUCCAUACACCACCCCAAUCUCGUCAAGCUUCAUGGGUAUUGUAGUGACCCAAGAGGGCUUCUCUUGGUGUACGACUAUGUCCCCAAUGGUACGCUCGCUGAUCAUCUUCAUGGCACCAAGAGCUUGUACAGGAAAGGGUCGUUAAAAUGGCAAGUAAGAUUGGACAUUGCUCUACAAACAGCCAUGGCGAUCGAGUAUUUACACUUCUCAGUUGUGCCACCCAUAGUCCAUAGAGAUGUAACUUCGUCUAAUAUUUUUGUGGAGAGAGAUAUGAGAGUGAAAGUGGGUGAUUUUGGUCUGUCAAGGAUUUUACUGUGCUCUGGAACAGCUUCUUCUAAUGGCAAUUCUGGGUGUGUUUGGACUGGUCCACAAGGUACACCAGGAUAUCUAGAUCCAGAUUAUUAUAGCUCGUUCUUAUUGACUGAGAAAAGUGAUAUUUAUAGCUUGGGGGUGGUGUUGCUGGAGUUGAUAACGGGGAUGAAGGCUGUGGACCAGAAGAGAGAGAAGAGGGAAAUGGCAUUGGCUGAUUUGGCAGUGUCGAAAAUACAGAUGGGGUUGUUGAACCAGGUGGUGGACGCGGUUUUGGUGGUGGAUGGGGAGGCGAUGGAGGGGGUGCACGCUGUGGCGGAGUUGGCGUUCCGUUGUGUCGCGGUGGAGAAGGAUGAUAGGCCGGAUGCUAGGGAGGUGGUGGCGGAGUUGAGGAGGGUUCGAAGCCUCGGGCGUGGGGUUGGAGGCAUGGUGAGGCCGUCGAAUUCGAGCAGUGUUGUGCCUGAUGGGAUUGAGUUGGGAUUGACUAAUGCCUAAUGGCCUGGAGGCGUUGGAAUUGGUAUAGUCAGUGGGGAGUUUUGUAUCAAUAAUGCUAUUCGUAAAACUUAACUGCUAAUUCAACAAUCACAAUGAAAGAUCGAUUGUAUGUCUUCAAAACAGGUCUCGAAUUUGUGUACGUGUGAACAGUUGAUAGAUGCACAGGGGGGGAGUUUUGACAUAAGGUAUUAGAUGUUUUGUUUGAUUUUGAUGAAGAAAAUGUUGAUUAGAUUGUUGGUCUUCCGUCAACUAAUCAAUCCUGCUCUUCCUGUUUCCUCUUCUUUUUCUUUUUCCCCUUUUCUUACUUGUUUUAGACCUUUCUUUUGUAAUUGAGAAAUUGACCCGUCCAAUUCAUGGUUGCAAUGUAAAUUUUGAAUGUAUGCAAUCCC